AUGGUAAGAGAUUGCCAAGAAACGAAAUGUUUCGAAUGUGGAAAAUAUGGACAUAUAGCUCCUUUUUGCCCGGGAAAACGUGAUAAAUUACGUUGUGCGGGUUGUGGACGAUUUGGUCAUAAUAGGGAUGAAUGCAAUGUUGCCAAUUUCAAUACAAGGGGCGGUUUUCCACAGAGAGAUAUGGCUCAAAUUGCUCCAAAUGUAAGAAUUUUUGAAAGCGGGAAAAAUAAGGGUAUAGAAAUAUCCAAUUUAACGGAGAAUAAAAGUUUAAAUAAUAUAUGCUUUCGAUGCCGCAAAGAAGGACAUGUGGCGAGAGAAUGUCAGUAUUGUGACUAUAUGAUAGCAAGGGAUAUACCACAGAGAUCGAGAAGCGGUGGGUCAAAGAAAUGGAAAAAUUUAAUUAUUGAAAUAAAAGGGAGAAGUCGAAAUGUAUAA
Gordionus sp. m RMFG-2023 is the source of this 435-nucleotide messenger RNA. Its product is annotated as CCHC-type zinc finger nucleic acid binding protein-like. The transcript has a single exon. Bases 1 to 435 code for a protein of 144 amino acids. Gene Ontology annotation, molecular function: nucleic acid binding; zinc ion binding. The record is from RefSeq and is a predicted model, not a curated record. NCBI's taxonomy places the organism in Eukaryota, Metazoa, Nematomorpha, Gordioida, Chordodea, Parachordodidae.